GAAUUUUCUUCAUGGAUUUUUCCAUGACGGAAUUUACCGAUGUUUAACGAAAAUGGCGGUUCAGUACCAGUUCCAACCGGUCACAUAGAAACUGCUUUUUCACUGCUUGGAACCUCAAAUGCAUUUCAAAAUCCUUUCUUCCAGUUAAAAGGGGUAAUCUUAAGAGAUGACACUGUCAGAUGAGGCGACUAAAUUACUCGACUUCAGUCAAAAGUUAGAUAUCACGCUAUUAGACAACAUUGUAGGAUGUAUGUACCAAGGAGAGGGCACUCAGCGGAUGGCUCAGGAGGUGCUCACCACUUUGAAGGAGCACCCAGAUGCUUGGACACGAGUUGAUACCAUUUUAGAGUUCUCAAAUAACCAACAAACUAAAUAUUAUGCACUUCAAAUAUUGGAAACAGUCAUCAAAACACGAUGGAAAGUGUUGCCAAGGGAACAAUGUGAAGGUAUUAAAAAAUACAUUGUUGGCCUGAUCAUUAAAACAUCAUCAGAUGCUGAUGUGCUGGAGAAAGAAAAGGUCUAUUUGGGAAAACUUAAUAUGAUAUUAGUACAGAUAUUAAAGUAUGAGUGGCCGCGGAAUUGGCCUUCAUUCAUCAGUGAUAUAGUUGGUGCCAGCAAAACUAAUGAAUCCCUCUGUCAGAAUAAUAUGAUUAUUCUUAAACUCCUAAGUGAAGAGGUGUUUGACUUCUCCAGUGGUAAUAUGACCCAAGCAAAGGCCAAGCAUCUCAAAGACAGUAUGUGUAGCCAGUUCUCACAGAUCUUUCAACUGUGCCAGUAUGUCAUGGAUAACUCACAGAAUGCACCUCUGGUGGGAUCUACACUGGAAACCUUACUACGCUUCCUCAACUGGAUACCUCUAGGCUACAUAUUUGAGACCAAACUCAUCACAACUCUCAUAUACAAGUUCCUCAAUGUCCCUAUGUUCAGAAAUGUUACACUAAAGUGCCUAACUGAAAUAGGUGGCGUUCAAGUGUCACAAUAUGAGGAUGCCUUUGUGCAACUGUUCACUCUGACCUUGACCCAGUUAAAACAGAUGCUCCCUCUCAAUACAAAUGUGCAGGUGAAGUAUAGCUCUGGACAGGAUGAGGAGCAGAAGUUCAUACAGAACCUCAGUCUGUUCUUGUGUACAUUCCUGAAGGAGCAUGGCCAGCUUAUAGAGAACAAUGUAGAACUCCAUGAGCAGCUUUUAGAGUCCCUUCAUUAUUUAAUUCUAAUCUCUGAAGUUGAGGAAACUGAAAUAUUCAAGAUCUGUUUGGAGUAUUGGAAUACAUUGGCAGCAGAUUUAUAUCGAGAGAGUCCCUUCUCUACUACUAUGUCAUCCCCACUCCUUAUUGGCAAGACAGCCUCGGAGAUGCCAGUCAGGCGGAAACUCUAUAACCCUGUACUAUCAAAGAUCCGUCGUAUUAUGAUCUCACGUAUGGCAAAGCCUGAAGAAGUGUUAGUUGUAGAGAACGACCAGGGAGAGGUAGUGAGAGAGUUUAUGAAAGACACUGACAGCAUCAACAUGUAUAAAAAUAUGAGGGAAACCUUAGUUUACCUGACGCAUUUGGACUAUGUAGACACAGAGACCAUAAUGACAGAAAAACUACAUAAUCAAGUGAAUGGUACAGAAUGGUCUUGGAAGAAUCUAAACACAUUAUGUUGGGCUAUAGGAUCUAUAAGUGGUGCUAUGCACGAGGAAGAUGAGAAGCGAUUCUUAGUGACAGUAAUCAAAGAUCUUCUUGGACUUUGUGAGCAGAAACGUGGCAAGGAUAAUAAGGCCAUCGUUGCCUCAAAUAUUAUGUAUGUUGUUGGACAGUACCCACGAUUCAUGAGGGCACAUUGGAGAUUCCUCAAAACAGUCGUCAAUAAACUAUUUGAAUUCAUGCAUGAAACUCACGAUGGUGUACAAGACAUGGCUUGCGACACAUUUAUAAAAAUAGCACAAAAAUGUCGACGGCAUUUUGUCCAGGUUCAGGUUGGUGAAGUUAUGCCGUUUAUAGAGGAAAUCCUGAAUGGCAUCAAUGCAAUCAUCUGUGACCUCCAGCCCCAACAGGUGCACACGUUCUAUGAGGCAGUUGGUCUCAUCAUUAGUGCACAAACAGACCAAGCACCUCAAGAACACCUCAUAGAAAAAUACAUGUCCCUACCAAACCAGGUCUGGGACCGAAUAAUCAACCAAGCCACACAGACAGUUGAUGUCCUUAAAGAUCCAGAUUCUGUGAAACAGCUUGCUAAUAUUCUCAAGACUAAUGUCAGGGCUUGUAAAGCUCUAGGUCAUCCUUAUGUAGUACAGCUUGGGCGUAUCUACCUCGACAUGUUGAACGUGUACAGGGUGAUGUCCGAAAAUGUAAGCAGUGCUAUAACACGUAAUGGGGAACAAGUUGUCAAACAACCUCUCAUAAAAAGUAUGCGAACUGUGAAAAAGGAAACCCUGAAGUUGAUCUCUGGAUGGGUUAGCAGGUCGACAGAUCCACAAAUGGUUGCAGAGAAUUUCCUACCGCCACUAUUAGACCCAGUGUUAAUGGACUACAAGAGAAACAUCCCAGCUGCUAGGGAACCAGAGGUCUUGAGCACCAUGGCAACUAUUGUCAACAAACUUGAGGGUCACAUAACAAAGGGUAUUCCACAGAUAUUUGAUGCAGUGUUUGAGUGUACAUUAGAAAUGAUAAACAAAGACUUUGAGGAGUACCCAGAACAGAGGACCAACUUCUUCCUAUUGUUACAGGCUAUCAACCUUCACUGUUUUCCAGCUUUCUUGGAAAUCAAAGCAGAACAGUUCAAGCUAGUAUUGGACUCUAUUAUCUGGGCGUUUAAGCACACCAUGAGAAAUGUAGCAGACACAGGAUUAAACAUUCUAUAUGCCUUACUACAAAAUGUUGGCCAGGAAGAGAGUAGUGCUCAAAGUUUCUACCAGACCUACUAUACUGAUAUCUUGCAGCAUGUUUUCUCAGUUGUUACUGAUAGUUCUCACACAGCAGGUUUGACCAUGCAUGCAACUAUCUUAGGGUAUAUGUUCAGUUUGCUAGAAUCCAAUAAGAUCACAAUACAGCUCAGUCCUCCAGACAUGCCUGCAGCGCAGAACUUACAAUAUGUGCAACAGUUCCUGGCCAACCUCCUCAAGGCUGCUUUCCCACAUCUAAAUGAAAUGCAGAUUGAGGUGUUCAUAAAAGGACUGUUCAGUUUUAACCAGGACAUCCCAGCUUUCAAGGAACAUCUCAGGGACUUCCUUGUGCAGAUUAGGGAGUUUGCAGGGGAGGAUAACACAGACUUAUUCCUUGAGGACAGAGAAAUAGCUAUAAAGACAGCACAGGAUGAGAAGAGGAAAAUACAGAUGGCUGUACCAGGUAUUAUUAACCCCCACGAGAUACCAGAUCAAGAAAUGCAAGAUUGACUAAAUGGUAAUGCCAACAAUGUGGCACCACCUAGACCUCGCUUACACUGCUAAACUGCACUACAUCCCAAUUCAGAGAUAUCUAGUCUCAAACAUGCUGUACAGAGCCAGCUGACAUUCAGGCAACUCUUCAUUUAUGAUUGUACAGAGCUAGCUGAUAUUCAGACAACUAAGUACGAAAGUUCAGGCCUAGUUCUUGUGGACAUGGGCAAGAUGUAAGAUGUCUCAAGUUUCUGUUAUGAUGUGUUCUGUGAAUCACAUUGACCAAAAAUGAUUGACAUAAUGUGUUUGCAAUUACUUUUUGUUUUCUUAUCAUUGUUCUGACAAUGUUAAGCAUUUAAAAGAUUUGCAUGCUUAUUGAACAGAUCUCUCAUUCUUUUAAUACAACUUUGUAAAAUGAUCAUGAUAACAGAAAUCUUCAAUAAACAGUGGAGAUGAGAAAUAACAUUAUUUUCAUAGAGUCUACAAAAUCUGUAGUUUGGUUUGUUAUAACAUGAACUGUUUUGAAAUAAUCCAUUGCAACAGUCCUCAUCAAAGGAAUGUUUGGUGUACUGUAUGGUAAAAAGGACAGAGAACUCACUCUCUAUUUUAUUGUACUAUAUCUCAUAUCAUAUCUACAACUGAAUGGAAUUUUGUAAACCAAAGCAUCAAACUAACGUGAAUUAUAUCAUGGCUGUCUAAUGCUAAAUGUAACAAUGAGACACGUGAUAUGAAGAAUGUAACCAGUGCAAUGUUUGAACAUUACAAUCAUGGAAAACAUAGAAAGGAUAAAGAUAGAUAUAAACUGGGGAAUGAGAGAUAUGCUAUUUCUGAAGAAUGAAUGAGAAAAUAUGACUGUACAUUAAUUUACUCGAGUGAUAAUGAAUUUGAUGGCAUGAGUGGGAAAUUAUUCAAAUUCUGUACAUAUUUUUCAAUAUUCAGCAUACACAGGUUGAGUGUUUGUACUUUGUGUACUGGUCCUAGAAAAUAGCAAUGUGUUUGUAUAUUAUGGACACAUCUUUAUUGUACAUUUUAAGUAGGCAUAGCGAGAUCAGUAUUUAAAAUGUAAGUAAUGUUUUUGUACUAUUUGUUAAAGUGAGCAGAUUGUUCAACCAAAAAUGAGAACUUAGAGUAGAUUCAGGUGGUUUCUAUAGAAACAGCAUUGUAAAAAGACCCCUUAGUUCCUUGUAAAUACAGCAUAGCAUCACAUUACGUCUUCAUUGUAGAGUAAACAUUUUCACACAUAAUGUCACAGUUGUCAUGAAAGUACAAAGUUCCCAUGAUUUAAUUAUUGAAUGUCCACUAUUCUUGUGGAAGUCUAUUUUAAAGUCAAAAUUGAAAAAUGUGACAUCCCACCAGGGGUUAUGAGAAGCGUGAACAAUUUGCUUUGAGAAAUUGGUCCUUUUGUAUUGUAAUUCAUAUCGCCUCUCAUUUUGUAUUGUAAUUCAUAUUGCCUCUCAUUUUGUAUUGCAAUCAUUGCCCAUGUUUUCUACAGUCACUGUAAGGAGAUGUGAUGAGACAUGUAAUAUAUUUAGUUUAAGAAGCUAGUUUCUUGUUGGAAAUCAUGGUCUUGCCUGACAGGAAAAUCAUCCCAGAAGCACUUAAAAUGUGUUCCUGGGAAUCUAUAAAUUGUGAAUCUCAUUUUGUCCUUGUGCUAUGAAGUCAUUAGACUGAAAAUGAUCCAUGUGGGGCCAAUAUAAAAAAAAGCUAAUCAUUGCUAAUUUCACAAUUAUUUUUUGCCUUUAGUGUACAUUUUCUGAUGUUUUGUAAAAAAUAACUGCAGUUUUUAAAAAUUGUUAAUCUUACAUUUGUAUGAUGUCAUACCACAAGGACAAAAUGUAUUGCAACAUUAUCCAUAAACUAGAUAGAAUUCAUGGUUAAUUCUAGGAUGAGAAUGACACACAUUUAUAUUUAUUUUGCAAAUCCCAAGGAUUUAUUGAUAUGAGAGAAUGCCAGUUUCAUGGCAGCAUGACUAGGAUUUGAGAGUUCAUUACUACAUCAAAUAUGUGCAUAUCUGAGUUCACUGUAUAUAUUAAACUCAUUAACAAAUAAUAACAAAAAGAAUGGUUGAUCUACUGUAUGUGUUUUGGAUUGAAGGUAUUUUAGAGCUAGACCAAGAUGGUGAUGAUGACUGCUUGUGCACUACCUCCUUUUAAAACAACAUUUGGUUAUUUUCCCAUCUGUUGUUUAUGUCAUAGCAUUUUGUACUGGCAAUGAAAUAUCUUCCUAGACCUUGUUUUCCAUUAAGAAAUAAGAAAUAGUCAGAUAGUAGGUAGUGUAAAGGUUUCUAUUUUUUAAAUGUAGAAAUGCACGAUCUUUUGUGUAAAAUCAAUCAUAAAUGGCACCUAUAUUUUGGUUAUACAGUUUAAGUGGAACACCUCUGUACAUGGAACACCUCACAAGUGGAACAGUGUUUUGUGGUCCCGAUGG
Molecule: messenger RNA, 5782 nt
Organism: Owenia fusiformis
Lineage: Eukaryota; Metazoa; Annelida; Polychaeta; Sabellida; Oweniidae
Source: the annotation of a GenBank genome assembly